Messenger RNA from Haliotis rufescens (red abalone), 2118 nucleotides. Its product is annotated as sialin-like. Gene Ontology annotation, biological process: transmembrane transport; monoatomic anion transport. The record is from RefSeq and is a predicted model, not a curated record. The transcript is spliced from 10 exons. Gene Ontology annotation, molecular function: transmembrane transporter activity. NCBI's taxonomy places the organism in Eukaryota, Metazoa, Mollusca, Gastropoda, Lepetellida, Haliotidae. The coding region runs from base 95 to 1654 and encodes 519 amino acids.
ACUGUGCUAAACGUACCUGUAACACCAUGCUCAUUGUUUCGAAUGAUAUAACAAGACUUUGAUAGUUGAGAUUCGUGGAUGUUUCAUUUUCAGCAUGGAGGAGGAACGGAGGCCUCUGCUUCAGAGACAGGUAUCUUCGGAUGACAAAGAAUCUGGUUCAUUACUAUGCAGGGGUGUGGCCGCCCGCCAUGCCUUGGCCAUGUGGUCCUUCCUAGGCUUCAUCAAUCUGUUCGCUAUUCGAGUCAAUCUGAGUGUGGCGCUGGUUGCCAUGGUGAAUGCAUCAAGCGAUCUUGGACAGAACAUUUCCGUAGAUGACGAAUGUCCUGGCGACUCUUACAGAAAUACAUCUAACAUCCCAGAGUCAGAGAGAGGGGAAUUCCAGUGGAACGAGCAGACACAGGGGUACGUGCUGGGGGCGUUCUACUACGGCUACUGCAUCACACAGCUCCCCGGGGGGUGGCUGGCGGGGAAGGUUGGAGGGAAGUUGUUAUUCGGAGCUGGAAUUCUUGUCCCCUCUCUCCUCUCGCUCCUCAUCCCAAUGGCGGUCAGGUUCCACAUCUCCUGGCUUAUCACCAUCAGAGUUGUGCAGGGCAUAUUCCAGGGCGUGGUUUACCCUGCGAUGCACUCGUUGUGGGGGAAGUGGGCGCCCGUCAUGGAGAGAAGUAAACUCAUCACUGUCACCUACGCAGGUGCGCAGAUAGGUACGGUUGUUGCGAUGCUGGGCACUGGCUACCUGUGCAAGUACGGGUUCGCUGGGGGUUGGCCGUCGGUAUUCUACGUUUUCGGUGGUAUGGGAUGUCUGUGGUCGAUAAUGUGGUUCAUCUUCGUGCACGACACACCCACUCAACACCCACGCAUCGCUUUAUCAGAGAGAAUUUAUAUUGAGGCCUCCAUAGGGAAGAAGCAUGGGCAGCUAUCUCCACCCUGGAGGCAAAUAUUCACGUCUAGGGCUGUGUGGGCUAUCGUGGCGGCCCAUGUCGCCCAGGACUGGGGGAGCUUCACAAUCAUGACCUGUCUCCCCCAAUACAUGAAACAGGUCCUAAGGUUUAAUAUUGAACAGAACGGCCUGUUGUCCUCAUUGCCGUACAUAACUCUGUGGUUCAUCAACACCAUCUGUGGGCAUAUAGCCGACGUUAUAAGGCGGAAGGGUUUACUCUCGACACAAAACACACGGAAACUGAUGAAUUCUAUAGGUUUGCUGAUCCCGGCGGGUGUCAUGGUCGGUAUCGGGUUCUCUGGCUGCCACCCGAUGCUGGCAGUGUCGCUGUUAUGUCUCGGGGUCGGGUUUACGGGGUUUACCAUGGCCGGGUACAGCGUCAAUCAUCUCGACAUUGCUCCACAUUUCGCAGGUGUUCUCAUGGGAAUCACCAAUUGUUUUGGCACAACUACUGGUUUUAUUGGCCCGAGUGUGGUUGGCGCUCUUACUAACAACAACCCAACAGCUUCACAAUGGCGGAUAGUGUUCUUCAUCACCGCGGCCCUGUUCCUCAUCGGGGGAGUGCUGUUUGCGAUGUUUGCCAGGGGGGAGGAGCAGAAGUGGUCGAUCGUGGCGACUCUACCGGUGCGGCUACCAAGGGUGCUGAAUCUCCAGGAGGAGGAGGACAGAGACUCCGGUAUCGAGGAAAGCAUGGACAAGGGCGGGGCGGUGUACUGACCCUAUGACCCAUUGGAGAUGUGUGACUGUAAGCCCUUCUGUGAUAGAGUGUUCACUCGUCGGCGUGUGCCUUGAAUCCAUAGAUAGGGAGUUUGGGCGAUUGUGACCGACACAUCAGUGUUCACACAAAACCCACCAGGAACGGUUUUGAGCGCCUUUGAUUUCAGGUUGCUAGACAUGUUCCAGCUGUGGCCAUAACAGACGGUAUCGUUUGGAAAUUAGAACUAUUUAGUGGGUUAUAGACGUUUGUACAGUCAGGAAGUAUUGUACAAAUAAACCCGGGAAUACUUGGUGGCACGUGAUUACCGUGCUCAGCGGGGAGGUCACAGAUCGGGCGAAGUUAUGGAACGUUGGUCACGGAGAUGGAUGGAUGUCUGUGGACGGCAACUUGACUUCUGGGAGUUCCUAGGGCCUUGGUCCUGCACCACGCUGAAGCACGUGUAUAAACCUAUCAUGGAUAUUGA